CAGAGUCAGACAGUAUUCGUCGUGUGAAGCGGGCAGACGUGUGUUUGUGAAUACAAGCAGGAAAUAUUAUUUAAGCUAAAAGUCUAAAACUUAUACAAAAAAAAAACAAAAUGAGGGAAAUUGUACACAUCCAAGCUGGUCAGUGCGGCAACCAAAUCGGAGCUAAGUUCUGGGAAAUCAUCUCCGAUGAACAUGGCAUCGAUGCUACUGGUGCCUACCAUGGCGACAGUGACCUGCAAUUGGAGCGCAUCAACGUGUACUACAAUGAGGCGUCCGGUGGCAAAUAUGUGCCCCGCGCUGUGCUUGUGGAUCUGGAACCUGGCACCAUGGACUCAGUCCGUUCGGGCCCCUUCGGUCAGAUCUUCAGACCCGACAACUUUGUGUUCGGACAGUCGGGCGCUGGCAACAACUGGGCCAAGGGCCAUUACACAGAGGGCGCUGAGCUCGUUGAUUCGGUGCUCGAUGUUGUCCGCAAAGAGGCUGAAUCCUGCGAUUGCCUGCAAGGCUUCCAGCUUACACACUCGCUUGGUGGCGGCACCGGCUCUGGCAUGGGCACUCUGCUUAUCUCCAAGAUCCGUGAAGAAUACCCCGACAGAAUCAUGAACACAUACUCCGUGGUGCCCUCGCCAAAGGUUUCGGACACCGUUGUGGAGCCCUACAACGCCACACUGUCGGUGCACCAGCUGGUCGAGAACACAGAUGAAACCUACUGCAUUGACAACGAGGCUCUCUAUGACAUCUGCUUCCGUACACUGAAAUUGACCACACCCACGUACGGUGACUUGAACCAUCUGGUGUCUCUGACAAUGUCGGGCGUUACCACUUGCCUCCGCUUCCCUGGCCAAUUGAAUGCUGAUCUCCGCAAACUUGCUGUCAACAUGGUUCCAUUCCCCCGUCUGCAUUUCUUCAUGCCUGGAUUUGCUCCACUCACAUCUAGGGGCUCCCAGCAGUACAGAGCUCUGACUGUCCCUGAGCUGACCCAACAGAUGUUCGAUGCCAAGAACAUGAUGGCUGCCUGCGAUCCACGUCACGGUCGCUACCUGACCGUCGCCGCCAUCUUCCGUGGUCGCAUGUCAAUGAAGGAGGUCGACGAACAGAUGCUGAACAUUCAAAACAAGAACAGCUCAUACUUUGUUGAAUGGAUCCCCAACAAUGUGAAGACCGCUGUCUGCGAUAUCCCUCCCCGUGGUUUGAAAAUGUCUGCUACCUUCAUUGGCAACUCCACCGCCAUCCAGGAGCUGUUCAAGCGCAUCUCUGAGCAAUUCACCGCUAUGUUCCGUCGCAAGGCUUUCUUGCAUUGGUACACUGGCGAGGGUAUGGAUGAGAUGGAGUUCACUGAGGCUGAGAGCAACAUGAACGAUCUGGUCUCUGAAUACCAACAGUACCAGGAAGCCACCGCUGAUGAGGAUGCUGAAUUCGAGGAGGAACAAGAGGCUGAGGUCGAUGAGAACUAAAGUCUCUCAUUCUGACGCUCUCGCCGCUCUCUGUCUAACUUCUCAAGUUGCGCGAAAUAAAAUGAGAACAAAAAAUUAAGUUUAAAAAGUGUUUGUUCUUUAAAAGGUCGUAACCAAUAAAGUCGAAAUUAUUUCUUCUGAAAUCUA
Molecule: messenger RNA, 1601 nt
Organism: Drosophila albomicans
Lineage: Eukaryota; Metazoa; Arthropoda; Insecta; Diptera; Drosophilidae
Gene: betaTub56D
Product: tubulin beta-1 chain
Exons: 2
Coding region: 111-1454 (447 amino acids)
Biological process (GO): mitotic cell cycle; microtubule cytoskeleton organization
Cellular component (GO): cytoplasm; microtubule
Molecular function (GO): GTP binding; GTPase activity; structural constituent of cytoskeleton
Source: RefSeq, a predicted model, not a curated record